AUGGCUGAUUCAACGAAACCCCGGGUAAUCCUUGGACUUAUGACCUAUGGUCCUGAGACCUGUAAAGACUGCCGCAUCACUUCCAUGACCGAAUUUCAACACCACCUUGACAUGUUUCAAAAAACCCACGGGUACAAUGAAAUCGACACGGCCCGCAUAUAUGCAAGUGGCGAGCAGGAGCGUUUCACUGCCGAGGCCGGCUGGAAAGAGCGUGGAUUUGAGUUAGCUACGAAAUCCUAUCCUCAAAUACCGGGUGCACACAGGCCGGCAAACCUCCGUAAGGAUCUGGAGACUUCUCUGUCCGAGCUGGGCGCGGAGCAGGUGGAUAUUUUCUACCUGCACGCGGCCGAUCGCUCCGUGCCGUUCACUGAGACAUUGAAGGAGGUGAAUAUGUUGUACAAAGAAGGAAAGUUCAAGAAACUCGGUCUCAGUAACUACUCUGCAUACGAGGUGGCAGAGAUUGUAAUGAUCUGUAGCGCCAGAGGGUGGGUCAGACCGACUAUCUACCAAGGGGUUUAUAAUGCAAUUGCUCGAAACCUUGAAACGGAAGUGAUCCCGGCCUGUCAUCGCUAUGGUCUGGAUGUGGUUAUAUACAACCCGCUCUGUGGAGGGUUACUGACAGGACGGUACACUAGCGCUACCGGCGAUUGCAGUGGUCGUUAUGACACAAAUACCUUCCUAGGGCCUAUCUACCGAAGCAUGUACUUCAACGAAAACAACUUCCGAGCAAUCGACAAGAUCCGAGCGGCUGCAGGAAAGCAUGGUUUGUCGAUGACAGAGGUUGCACUCCGUUGGUGUGUCCACCACUCAGCCCUGAAACCUGCACAAAAGGGUGGCCUUGAUGGAGUGAUUAUCGGAGUUAGUAGGGCCGAGCAGCUUUCUCAAAAUAUCACAGAUCUGUGGAAGGACCCGUUGCCCAAAGAGGUUGUCGAGGCUUUGGACACUGCAUGGGUGAUUGCGAAGGGAACCAGUCCGAACCCUUGGCAUACGCCAUUAGUCUAUACGUACGAUGCAAAGAAUGCCCUUUUCGAUGAAUAA
Molecule: messenger RNA, 1038 nt
Organism: Talaromyces proteolyticus
Lineage: Eukaryota; Fungi; Ascomycota; Eurotiomycetes; Eurotiales; Trichocomaceae
Product: NADP-dependent oxidoreductase domain-containing protein
Exons: 2
Coding region: 1-1038 (345 amino acids)
Molecular function (GO): oxidoreductase activity
Source: RefSeq, a predicted model, not a curated record